AAAAAUUCUUUGCUGGGAAAUUUGUUGAAGAAUAAUAUUUUUAUAAAAAUAAAGUACCUAUUACCGAAUUUAUUCGACUCGGAAUCCUACCAAAAUUCGUAUUUGUCGUACACGUACCUGUUUACAAAGUACGAGCAAAUUUCAAAAUUCCAAACACUUUUUGGGAGAAAAAAGCAAAACUAAAAUUCCUAAAAAUUAUUUUGUAGCAUCCACUUUUAUUUGGCGCAUCCCUUAUUUAAAUCUAUAUUAUUUUAAAUUUAUUAACAAAAAAAUAUUUAAAUAUUUUUUUAAUUUUAAAAUGAUUAAAAUAUUAAUUAAUUUAUUUUUUGUAUUAUUAUUAAUAUUUUUAUUUGGUAAUUGGUAUGGAAAUGGAGAAUGUGUUAUUACUACAAACGGAGUAACGACAUAUUCAGAAGAAGAAGAUUGUAUACAAAUUGUUCAAGGCUACAAAUAUUUUCAGAUUUUUCCGGUUAAUGGAAUAAAAUCUGUUUAUAUGAUAAAUCCAAUUUUGUUAAUUAUUGCUAUUUUAAUUAUUUAUGUGUAGAGAGAGAG
Messenger RNA from Meloidogyne enterolobii, 552 nucleotides. The record is from the annotation of a GenBank genome assembly. NCBI's taxonomy places the organism in Eukaryota, Metazoa, Nematoda, Chromadorea, Rhabditida, Meloidogynidae.